Messenger RNA from Amoebophrya sp. A120, 3413 nucleotides. The record is from the annotation of a GenBank genome assembly. NCBI's taxonomy places the organism in Eukaryota, Dinophyceae, Syndiniales, Amoebophryaceae.
CCAGAAGUUCUGUUUUUGGAAACAUCUUUUAGAUACCGUCUUCGCCACGAUUAAUUUCAUUCUCGAGCGGCUCCGGCCCCCGAAUCCCUGUUCUUGAAAAAAGUAUACAAAUUGAGUAUUGAUGAGAAAGCAAGAAGGGAAUCUGUGACAAUCGUAAUCGAACUCAAACUGACUUAGUAGAUACGAGCCCCGUAGAGUUUUGAAUCAUAUUUUGUGCCACUUUUUUCAAAAUAAUUAUAGAACUAACCACAAAAACAUAAGCACCUACGCCGUUGUAGCGACCGACGUACAUUCGCAGGAUUUUUACGUCAUUUCUCUUCUCACUAUUUUGUAAACGCACAACGCUGAAUAAAGAAAGAAUAUGGAGGCUCACCGAAUGAAGGCAAGUUUUCUGAUGUAUCCCAAGCCGAGGCGGGCUGCACCGCCGGUCGUGACUCUCGUGUCGACUCUGGCGAUUGUUUUCCUGUCUGCGCACGAGCCCGGUAUUACCGGCGUUUCCGCGAUGUGGCUCAGUACCCUCUUUGGUGGAGCGGCCCCAACACCAGCGCCACAACAAUCUCCAACGGAGGAACAAGGAGAGCAGAAGCCUGGAGGGCGGGAAGGGGACCUUGCUCAUGUUGGAGCUGUGUUAUCGUCCUCGACGCCGUCCGAUUCCAGUGGCAGUACGACUACGAGGACAACUGUGUCACAGGGCAGCGGGAGUGGCACUUCUACUCCUCCUGAAGAUCUACUUCUACCUGCAGAGCAACAAGAGCAGAUAGAUGGGCACGACCAGCUGCCGGGUGAAGAUGGGUCCUCGUCUCCAGAUGAUGUUGAAGGAGAAGUAGAAGAUGCUUUCGAUGUUAUCCUCGACGAGACGGAGACGAGCGAAAUUGAGGCCGCACUGAAGCAAGAAAUUGCCGAAUAUAAACAAAAGCUCCUCUCUGGGGGAAAGCUCCGCAGUGGCUUCACGGAUAGCGAGGUGAAACCGGGUUUCCUCGAGCUGGCGCUUGCUUCCGCCGGGUUGCAGCCAAAGCUCCAUUUUCUUUUGGCAAAAAAGUACGGGGUCUUGAACGAAAAUAUGAUCGUUAGUAGUCCUCCCAUGAUCUUCCCAGCCGUUGACGAGGACCCAACAGAAGAACAACAACGACAGCAACUCCACCUCCUAUCCGGCGCUAGUAAUUAUACACCAAGAACUGGUACUAUCGGCGGGAACAAGAUUUCUCGCGAAUUGAAGGCUUUGAAAAAGGCACUCCUAGACUUCCACCACUGGUUUUUCAAGGCCACACUGUCCGAGGAGAUUCCGCACGUGCGGUGGGAGACGAGCGCACGUAGCGGCGCAGCCGGGCUCAAGGAACAUCUGAAAGCCCAACUGGGAAAAAUCGAGAAGGAGCUCCGACACUGUACGAUCCAAGAAUUGAAAGAGCAUCUCACGGCGGGGAAGAACUUUGUCGCCCUGUAUCUGCCGGUCCAGCUUCCGUGGGGUGUUUACUUGAAGCAAAACUUGCCGACCGAAACGGCGCAGGGCAAGCUGGAAAAACUGACGCGCAACGCGGGUCAUUGGGUGGUCUUUCGGAUCCAGAUCCGGUUUUCCGGAACCUCCGAUUCGGACGGUUUAUUUCCCCACGCUCUGCACUACUCCGUUGAAUAUCACAACAGCCACGGCAGCGACAACGUUGAGGACGGCAUGAAGUCCUCGCGUCUCGCGCUAAAGGGAACCGAUGCGGGUAGCAUGGACCGAAAGACGAACCCUUUUCUACGCGAGACGACCGAAGCAGAAGCUGAGCUGGAGCAACUGCUCGACUCGAAAGCCCUCACAAAAAAGUACAAUGAGGAGGGAGCUUGGUGGUCUACCGGGCGGAAAGUCUUCCAGCAUGCGUUCCAGAGUACGAAGUUUGACAGGUCGGGGGGUGGAAGCAGAUCUUAUUUGCUGCCCGAUAACAGUUUCUUCGGCCCGACAGAGUUCGGGGACGCGCUCCUGCAGGAAACGACCAAAGGAGCGGCCCCUUUCGACGGCCCGAGGACCGCGGAUACUCAUCUCGUGAAAAAUGGAUUUCCUUUUCAGCAAGACGACUGGAGCUGUGGGUGGUGGGUGUUGCUGUAUGCGAAAUAUCGGGACAACUACGACUCUUUGACGGAGUACCAAACCGCGACAAACCAAAAGCUGAUUGCCGCGAGAAAGGUCGGAGUGGAGAACUUUCGAAAUGCACUUCUUGAUCGUCAAGCUGAAAAUGAAAUCGUAAAUGCGGAAGAAGCCGUGCUGUUUCUGCGGAACGACUUGGGUUCGCGGUUCAUUCUGGAAUUCCGCAAUGGGCUCACGGAGGAAAUCGGGGAGGACAAAUCCGUGGCAGAUUAUUCCAAUGAGCCUCGUCCGUUGGAGGAGCAGAAGGUCGACACUGGAACUGGUACAACUACGGAAGGUGUAUUUCUAGCGCCAAGAUGAAACAGAAAAAGAAAAAGCCUGCAUAUACAUUCUUCAUCCCGACCGCAGAGCGUUAACAACGUACGACAUUCAUAGAAGACCGUCUUCGCUGAAGGUGAAGAUCCGCAACAAGACGAAAGAGCGCAGGCGGAGCCGGCGCGUGGUUCUUGCGGUUGGCGGGGACACCGACACGGACAGUGGCAGACGAAGUUAUUAAGCAAAAAAACCCAGCUGCUCGACGGCCCGGGUGUUGUGUUUUCGUUUUGAGGAUGAAGAGGGGGAGAAUUAUACAAACAAGCAAACAUACUUCCGCUGGUGCAUUUUUUUCAACCUUAACAUUUUUAUGUUACCCGCAAGAGCACGCAUUGGCAUUUGAACUUGAAGUUAAGUACUUAUUUCGGUGAUGCCCUUGUUAUUGCCUCUGCACGUUCGUCGCGACGUUUUCCCACUUUUGUUUUCGCGAGGAACCAGGCUUAUCCACUUAAUCUAGUACGUAGAUUAAUACGACCUCUCAGUUGUACAUCUACAAGUUAGCACAUGCAGUGCGAGGCCUCCUCAACGAGUGCCCUCCCGUGUACAAUUUCCGACUUGAGUUACACAGUUUAGCUAUUUUUGUGUAUCCUCUACAAAAAGUAGCGCGGCAGCGGCUAGUUGUCUGCGCUUCCGCAUAAAAAGUAGUUCUUCAUACAAUCGCACUCGCGAUCAUGAACCCCGAAAGAGCACAGCCCAAGAAUUGCCCCCCGACAGAGGACUGCUGAAGUGGCCCAAUUUUGUAUAUCUAAAUCUACUAAAUUAAAGACUAGAAACAUUUUUCCUUCCAAGAACGAAGAACACUGAAGGUAUAAAAAAAGUAAAAGACGUUUGGUUUGGGUUGUAUGAUGUUGCACUCCCUCUUACUCUUUGACUUUUUUGUGGCGUAACCCGCCCUGCCAUUGAAGAUUCCCCUGUGUAUGAUCUUUUGAGAGACACAUCAAGAAUCGCCUCUCCGACCCCGUUGACAGGCAACACGAAC